Molecule: messenger RNA, 2123 nt
Organism: Sesamum indicum (sesame)
Lineage: Eukaryota; Viridiplantae; Streptophyta; Magnoliopsida; Lamiales; Pedaliaceae
Product: ethylene-responsive transcription factor CRF2-like
Biological process (GO): regulation of DNA-templated transcription
Molecular function (GO): DNA-binding transcription factor activity; DNA binding
Source: RefSeq, a predicted model, not a curated record
AAAUGAGCAACAAAAACAUUGAAUACAAUACAUAUUUGUAUAUCCAAAACCAAAAAGGAAAUUCAAAAACUGAACGGUGCCCACUGCCCAGUGCGGAGUGGCCAUUCCAGCCUCAGCUCAAGUAUUUCCGUCUCCACCGCUGCCACACUACUCAGUAUCUAUACCCUUUUCUCUCUCUCUCUCUCUCUCUCUCUCUCUCUCUCUCUCUCUCUAUACAAAACACACACAUACACACAUUCCAAAACUCUCAUUUCGGCUUGAAGAAGAAAAGCAGAGGAAUCCGGGCAGUUUCCAUCUGGGUUUUAUUCAAAAUAUUCAUACCCAUUUAGUGGAAUUGCAGAAGACGUUUGAGUGAGCAUGGGUUUGAUUCUCCUCAGACUCAACGUACACAUAUUCCGUCCCUUUUUCUUCCCAUCUUCAACUUUUUCUUGAUUUCCCCCACUCCCCCACUUUUGCUUUCUCUCUCGGUCGCACAGAGUUGUGAUUUUUAGGCAGUACGUAUGUACGUGGUGUGGUGUUUAUCUCUGUUCUCCGCCUGUUGUCUGCCACCACCUCUCUUCUUAAUUAGACUAUCCGCCGAAAAGCUUUUUCCAGCUCUCUUUCUCUUUAACUCCGAGAGAGAGAUAGACAUAUAUCUCUUCUUUUUAGUAGUCUUACUUUCCUCAAACUUUCCUCCUUGUAAUUCCUGAUUUUAUUGCCUUUUUUCUUGGUAUGAAGACUUCUCUUUAACGUUGCUCUUCUUUCUCUUUAUUCUCACAGAAUCUCUCGCUUUUUUCUCCACCUCUUCACGCUCUCCCUUUCAAUGCGAAUCUCAUCAUAAACAACACUCACACACACACUCUCUCGCUCUAGUCCCACGAGAAGAAGAACGAAGAAACCAUGUUGCCUGGUAAAAGAGUUAAAUACACUGAGCAAGUAUACCAUACCGUAGUUGUGGGCAGGCCGGAAUAUUCCAUCUCCGGCGGGGAAACUCCUUUUCCGGUCGAGAUGACCACUAGAAUAGUACGGAUUUCCGUUACGGACGCUGACGCCACUGACUCGUCCAGUGAUGAAGAGGGCGGCUCUUCUGGGAGCCGACAGAGAGUCAGGAAAUUUAUUAACGAGGUCAGAAUCCAGCCCUGCUGCAGCGAUAACGGAAACGGUAACGGCGUCGCGAAGAGUGGUAGCCGUGCGUCGGUUAGCAUGCUGAAGCGGAAGAAGUGUAGUGGCGGUAAAACGAAGAAUGCGGCGAAGCUGGGGAAGUUCCGCGGUGUACGGCAGAGGCCGUGGGGCAAAUGGGCGGCGGAGAUUCGAGACCCCUUGCGACGUGUACGGCUGUGGCUAGGCACCUACGAUACGGCGGAGGAGGCUGCUAUGGUGUACGACCACGCGGCUAUUCAGCUGCGUGGGCCAGACGCGCUCACCAACUUCUCCACUCCACCAGUCAAGCACAACAAAACAAGCUCAGGGUACAACUCGGGCGAGGAGUCGCACAGCAAUGUGACAUCGCCCAAAUCAGUCCUCCGGUUCGUCUCAGCGACCGACUCCCAAGCCGAAGCCGAGUCGUGUUCUAUCUUCUCCCCAUCCAACGACGGCGUCUUGAUAAAAGAGAACGACGAUGACUAUUUCUCGGAUGUUUCCAUAUUCCCGCGGGGUGAUGAUUUGUUCAUCGACUUCGAAAACCCGGUACCCGUACCCGAUUUGUUUGAUGAAGCGGGUUUGUCGGACAACAACAUAUUCGGACUGGACCUCGACAGCUGCGAAGACGUGCUCAUCGGGCCAAAUACCACCGAUCUGGGAAUCAGGUCAGGACCAUCCAAGUGGCAGGCGGAUGAUUUCUUUCAGGACUUUGGUGACAUAUUCGGGUCGGAUCCUCUCGUUGCCCUUUGAGUACUUUGAAAAGACACUGUAGCAAACAUUCGCUGAUUUCUCCGCAGUUUUGAAAUAUUACCACCUCAAUCGGCCUAUCCUAUGUUAUAUCCAUCAUCGAGUGUUUUUUUUUUCUUUCUUUUUUUUUUGAGUUUCAGUUUUGUUUUCGGCUUCUCUGUCAAUGUGAAUCUGUUAAAUUUAUGAGUAAAUGAAUUUUUUUUUUCUUAAGUACUAUUGUGAAUUAAUCGAUAUUUUAUGCUAUAAUUAAGAUAUAA